Messenger RNA from Polyodon spathula (Mississippi paddlefish), 1357 nucleotides. RefSeq names its product ubiquitin carboxyl-terminal hydrolase isozyme L3-like. The transcript has 9 exons. The record is from RefSeq and is a predicted model, not a curated record. Gene Ontology annotation, biological process: protein deubiquitination; ubiquitin-dependent protein catabolic process. Gene Ontology annotation, cellular component: cytoplasm. The coding region runs from base 113 to 805 and encodes 230 amino acids. Gene Ontology annotation, molecular function: cysteine-type deubiquitinase activity. NCBI's taxonomy places the organism in Eukaryota, Metazoa, Chordata, Actinopteri, Acipenseriformes, Polyodontidae.
AGUUCAAUAUAACAGAGCGGAAGCGUGGUUCCACUGUCAUACGAAGCUGCCGAAGAGGCUGGAAGUUUACAUAUAUUUAAAAUAAAACAAGUCCAACUGAGCAAUUUCAGGAAUGGAAAGUCAACGCUGGUUGCCUCUGGAAGCAAACCCCGAUGUUAUGAAUCAAUUUCUCAAACAGUUAGGCUUGCUUCCCACUUGGCAGUUUGGUGAUGUAUAUGGAUUGGAUCCUGAUCUUCUUAGUAUGGUCCCAAGACCUGUCUGUUCAGUGCUUCUCCUCUUCCCAGUAACAGAAAAGUAUGAAUCCUAUAGACUAGAAGAGGAGGCGAAAAUCAAAUCACAGGGCCAAGAAGUCAGUUCAGAGGUUUAUUUCAUGAAACAAACAAUAAGCAACGCGUGUGGAACAGUAGGUCUUAUUCACGCUGUGGCAAACAACCAAGAUAGACUGGAAUUUGGACCAGGUUCAGCACUGAAAAAGUUUCUGAGUGUGUCCAGUUCUUUGAGUCCUGAAGAAAAGGCCAAAUUCCUGGAGGAAGAUGAGAGCAUUCGUGUUACUCAUGAGUCCAGUGCACAGGAAGGACAGACUGAGGCACCAAGUAUAGAUGAAAAAGUAGACCUGCAUUUUAUUGCAUUCGUCAAUGUGGGUGGACAAUUGUAUGAAUUAGAUGGACGCAAACCUUUUCCAAUAGUUCAUGGAACCACGACAGAAGACAUGUUUCUAGAGAAUGCUGCUGAUGUUUGCAAGAAGUUUAUGGCACGUGACCCAGAUGAGUUGAGGUUCACUGUGGUGGCUCUUUCCAAGGUAUAAUAUGCUGUUGCUGAGGCUUUUCAUUAAACUUCCAAAGGUUUCUGUCACCCAUUCAUAAGUGCUGCAAGUUUGAAGAUCUUCAUGUGUUUAGAAACAACAAGAUAACUUCAGUUCAAUAAAAAUUGUAACACACAAAACAUAUAAUAAAGUUACAAUGCUAAAACUCAAUCUGCACAAAAAUGUGCAUUAAAAAAUAGUCAUCCUAAUGGACUCCUGGAAUUAAUUAAUUUUGUUUUACUGAAUAAAAAGAGCCUUGCUAGAACUAUACAUGUAAUGUAGAGCAUGGUAACUAACAUAUCUGUAAUUGUUUUAUUUGGCUGAUUGUUCCUAAGAGUAUUAAUAAAUGUAAACCAUAAUUAAGCUGUGCUAGGCUGAUCUUUACACCUGUAUAAGUAAUUCAUGUGCUAAAGAGUUGCAGCACAAAAUUCCUACAUAUAAAAGUUUGAUGUUUUGAAAAUAAAGAGGUGUUUCCAUUCUCUUUGUUCUGUUGUGAUUUAAAUUGUAUCAUUCAUUAUGCCUGCCAAUUUACCACAAUAAAAUCCCUUUGUUACA